Molecule: messenger RNA, 5485 nt
Organism: Peromyscus maniculatus bairdii (prairie deer mouse)
Lineage: Eukaryota; Metazoa; Chordata; Mammalia; Rodentia; Cricetidae
Source: RefSeq, a predicted model, not a curated record
GCUCUUCACAGAUAAAACAUUCAGGCAUUUCCACUAAGGAAAAAAAGUCUUACUACAGUGUUGAGCCACAUAAUUCUGCUUGUGUUUGGGCAUGGGUUUCUGUUGUCUUGUGUGUCUAGGAAACUCUAGCCAGAUGGGGGGACGUAUGUGGAAGAGUCCUCAGAACUCUUGCAUGAUGGGAAGAAACAGGUGUUGGUGGGACUGCGUUUCUGGAGUUGAGACCUAGAGUUACUGCUGUUCAUACCUUCCUUGUUCACCCCUGCCCGGAAGGUUGUAGAAUCGCCACCGUUCACCGUUCGCAAUCUCUUGGGUAACUUUACUUUCAAUUCCAGUCCUGCUGCAGUAUGUGAUCUUGUGAUCUUAUAUAAGGGAGGAAUGAAAAGCAGAAGAAAGAGAAGAACAAGGGGCGAGCACCAGGCAGGUGAGAACUGUGCUGUGACCUGCAGGGAAAGGAUUGGGUGAGUUUACUUUACAAGCAACUGAGUGUUGACCUUGACUUAAUCUGACUCACAGUGGCAACAGAGGCAGCCAGGGCAGGUUGCCUGUUGUCUGGUCUUCAGGAGUCUGUAGUUGGCUUUAAUUCUGGGGUAGUUCAGUUUGUCCCCUUUGGCCAGUGACAGAUGCAAAGUGGCAGCCAGACACUCUGAGGUCUCUGGAUGCAAUGCCCUGGCAUCCUCAACUGAGCACAGCAGCAAGUGCAUUCGGGAGAGCCCUGGGUGGGAGACUGCCCACUUUGCCAGGCCCUGUUGUAGCUCUGGCCUACAGAAAAACACUAUUCUUGCCAAGGAGCUAACAGGCAAUUGUAAUCUAAAGAGAACAGUUUUGCCUGUCUCUAAAUUAUACCCUACUCAGAGUAGGGUUGUAAAAAUAUCUAUUCAGAAAUAAAUUUAGUUCAUAUACCACUGAGUUUCACUAAGCAAAGUACAUAGUCAAUAUUGUCUUUGAUGAUGUAUAGAAUGUGAUUACACACAUACACUCACGCACACAAUGGUGUAUGCCUUUUUCAUGCUCUUUAUCUUAUUCUCAUAUAUGGGAGUAAGCUGCAGAGAAGCUGAUCAUUCUUCUCUAGCGACUUUGCCUGUAUUUGAAUUCUCAGGAUUCUGAACAUUCUCCUGCCUUGGCAUAAUGUCCUCAUAAAGGUCAUCCACGUUGUAGCAUGGAGUAGAAUUUCAUUCCCUUCUCUGACUGGAUUAUAUUCAAUUGUGUGGGCUAUCACAUUAUGAUAAGUCAUCUAUCUAUUGGUGGGGGAUUGAGUUGUCUCCACAUUUUGGGUAUUGUAAAUACAGCUGCCAUGAUCAUUGGUGUUUAAUGUCUGUCCAAGUCCUUGUUUGCAAUUUUUCAUGUACUGUAUAUAAACAAAAGUGGAAUUGGAUCCCAUAUUAUUAUGGUUAAUGUUAUAAAGAUAAUGAUACUGUUUUCCACAGUGAUAUUAUCACUUCAUGCUCCUAUUAAUAACACUGCAAAAGUCUACCUUUUCACAUCCUGGUUCACACUCAUUUAUUCUUGGUUUUGUCCUAUGUGGUAGCCAUCCUAGCGGGUAUAAAACAAUGCCUGUGGUUUCCAGUGGCACUUCCUGAAAGUUGGGUUUGACAGACUAUUGAGCAACAAAACGAACUGAGCCUUGAAAUAACCUUUUUUUCCCUUAAAAUACAAACAAGCAAGACUAAAUUUGAUUUCAAGAAAAUGCUUAGAUUUGACAGAAGCAAGAGUUAAGUCCAGUUAACCCUGAGUAGUCAAUGAACAUGAGACUCUGUGAGGACAGACUCUGCAACAAGCUCCCCUGCCUGCUCAACAGAGGAAUUUUAUACCUAAAUGGCUUCUUCAUUUGGAAUCCUCGUUUUCCCAAUAGACUCUCAUCUUUGACAUUUUUCUAAUUGGAAAACAAACACUUUAUCUUUCAAUCUAGUGUUCUCCAAUUCACAAAUUGAAAUCAUUUUAAAAUAAAAUUUAAAAAAUUGUAAUGUGCCUCAGACUUUCCAUGGUGAUUAGUGGCAAACAGUGAAUAUUAUGUCUUGUGUUCAUUGCCAUUUGCAAGCCUUCAUUGGAGAAGUGUCUAGUGCCAGACUUUGCCCAUUCUUCAGUUGAGUAGUUAUGAUAGAUUUAAGGAGCUCUUUGUUGAGAGAUUAAUCCAUUAAAACAUAGAUCAUAGUUAAUAUUCCUCACCCAUUCUUGAGUUGCCUCUUCCCUCUGGAUAGAGUCUCUCAAUGCACAAACAUUUUUAAUUUUACAAAGAAGAUUUUAUCUAUUUAUUCACUUGUAUCGUGAGCUGUCAGUAUCGCCUUCAAGAAUGUGAUCUCCAUUCUGAGUCCAAGUGAGGCAAAACAGAUUAGAAACGUUAGCCUGGGGUUCGCCUGUUACAUGCAGUUAAAGUCUUCUGUGCUCCCUGCAGACCAAGCGUGUGCCGGCUUGGAGAGAGGCAGGGGAGGGAAGCAAAGAUAGCCUGCAAUCUCCUGCUGUUAUGGUUGUGCCAUCGUUUCAGUUGGCUAUCUACGCAGCUGCUGUGGUAUGCCAGUUGGUUUUCGAAGUUCCCAUAGUAUCAUUUCCUCAUGUUAAGAGUCUGUUCAUGGAGAGACCAGGGCUUAGAACCAAGGACUCUGUCAUUUUGCUUGUUUGUCAUGAUUUUAGUACUCUCUAUGAGUUGCUUACUUGGGAUUUUAAAAACUCAGCAGUCUCGUGUGCACUGUGGGUCUAAGAAUAUACCUUGCAGAUGCUUUUCCACUUCAGUGGACUCACACACUUAAGGUAUCCUUUGUAUGGCUCAGCCUCUCGUAGGACUCCAGGGCAGUUAACAGUCAUUUUGGCUUUGUUCUUACAUUGUUACUCUGCAGAUCACAGCAGUGAGUGUUUCAGCAAAGCGUCCUUAGAAACUCUGAAGAAUGAUGGGGAGUCCCCUGUAGCCCGCAGAUGUAAGGUUAUGUGCUGACAAUGUAGAAGUCUCCCCAGUCUCAGGUUGUUGGGUGCUUGGGUAAGCUGAGACAGAGGAGCUGUAAUUUCAUUUGUGUCGGGAGAUUCUCUUAGGUGGACAAGUGGCUAUGGCCAGUGGACAGAACAUGAUGGCCCCCAUUUGUCUGGUGGAAAACCACAAUGAGCAACUGUCGGUGAACCGGGAAGCAGUAGAGAUCCUAGACACAAUUUCUCAGCCAGCGGUAGUCGUGGCCAUCGUCGGAUUGUACCGUACAGGGAAGUCCUACUUGAUGAAUCGCCUGGCUGGCCGGAAUCAUGGCUUCCCUCUGGGCUCCACUGUGCAGUCAGAGACCAAGGGCAUCUGGAUGUGGUGUGUGCCACAUCCCACCAAGCCAAAGCACACCCUGGUCCUCCUGGACACUGAGGGCCUGGGGGAUGUGGAAAAGGGUGACCCUAAGAAUGACUCCUGGAUCUUCGCUCUGGCUGUGCUUCUGAGCAGCACCUUCGUCUACAACAGCAUGAACACCAUCAACCACCAGGCCCUGGAGCAGCUGCAUUAUGUCACAGAACUCACCGAGCUGAUCAGGGCAAAGUCUUCCCCAAAUCCUGAUGGAAUAAAGAAUUCCACUGAGUUUGUGAGUUUCUUUCCAGACUUCAUCUGGACUGUUCGGGAUUUCAUGCUGGAGAUGAAGUUAAAUGGAGAAGUCAUCACAGAGGACCAGUACCUGGAGAAUGCACUGAAGCUGAUCCCAGGCAACAAUCCCAGAGUCCAAGCAUCCAAUUUGCCCAGGGAGUGCAUCCGACAUUUCUUUCCUAAACGGAAAUGUUUUGUCUUUGACCGGCCAACGAAUGACAAAGAACUCUUACAAAAAAUUGAGACUAUCUCAGAAGACCAACUGGAGCCUAAGUUCCAGGAACAAACAAGGGCUUUUGUUUCUUAUGUCUUCACCUAUGCAAAGAUCAAGACCCUCAGAGAGGGAAUUGAGGUCACUGGGAACCGACUGGGGACUCUGGUGACGACCUACGUGGAUGCCAUCAACAGUGGAGCUGUGCCUUGUCUGGAUGACGCGGUGACAACUCUGGCCCAGCGUGAGAACUCAGCAGCUGUGCAGAAGGCAGCUGACCACUACAGUGAGCAGAUGGCCCAGCGACUGAGGCUCCCCACAGACACACUCCAGGAGCUGCUGGGUGUGCACACAGCCUGUGAGAAGGAAGCUAUUGCUGUCUUCAUGGAGCAUUCCUUCAAGGACGAAAACCAGCAAUUCCAGAAGAAGCUGAUGGAAUUAAUAGUGCUCAAGAGGGCAGAUUUCCUGUUGAGGAAUGAAGAGGCAUCAGAGAAAUUCUGCCAGGAAGAACUGAAUCAUCUCACGAAAGCACUCACAGAAAGUAUUUCAGCUGGGACAUUCUCCGUUGCUGGAGGACACAGGCUCUACAUGGACACCAGGGAGAAGAUUGAGAAGGACUAUUGGCAGGUGUCCAGGAAAGGGGUGAAGGCAAGUGAAGUCUUCCAGAGCUUUCUGCAGUCACAGGCCACCAUCGAGAGUUCCAUCCUGCAGGCAGAUACAGCUCUCACUGCUGGGGAGAAGGCCAUUGCAGAGGAGCGGGCCCAGAAGGAGGCGGCUGAGAAGGAACAGGAGCUGCUAAGACAGAAGCAGAAGGAGCAGCAGCAACUGAUGGAGGCUCAGGAGAGAAGUCACAAGGAAAACCUAGAGCAACUGAGAACGAAGCUGGUGCAGGAGAGAGAGCAGCUCAUCAAAGACCACAAGACGAUGCUGGAGAAGCAGCUGCAGGCCCAAAAGGCACUGCUUGCUGAAGGAUAUAAGAAGAAAUCUGAGGAAAUGAAUGCAGAAAUAAAUAAUUUGAAAAAUAAGCUCGAGAGUAUAAAAAAAGAGAGCACUUCGUUUUUGGAGCAAACCCUCAAUGCCUUUGCUACAGUUCUCUGUGCUCCUAUUGUAUUGGCUGUGGAGGUUGUAAAAGGGAUUGCUGCACUAUUUUGAGAUUCACUCCUCUGUGAAAAUGAGACUGUGAAGAUAUGUUUUGUCCUGUUCUUAAGAUGCACAUUCAUUUUCAUUCAACAAAGUUUUAAACAUGAAAGUGCUUACUCAGUCUAAAACAUCAGUGCCUGACUCAUGUUUACCUAGACAAAUUCAUGUAUGUUUUGAUAGAUGAUGUUUGCAACAUCAUAUGGAAGAGAUCCUCUGAGUUGUCACUUGUUAUGGUGACAAAUUUAAAAUUACUUGAAUGUCAUCGAUUAAUAUUGGCAACAUAAUCUUUAAUAUGUGCCAACUACUUAGUCAGGAAACACCAUCUCGGUGGGGCUUCUUGUGUUCUAAUAUUAAGUUGAGCUCAAAGACACUUUAUCAAAUGAAAUAUUUCAAAACACCAUGCAACUAUUCCAUGCAAACACACAGAUGCAUUAAUGCAAUGGUUUCUGAAAGAUUCAUGAGAACCUGGACUUGGGCUUCAUCUAUAGAGACCAUGAGACCAUAGGAGUUGCUGUGACAAAUGUAUCCAUUAAAUCCUCAAUGCAACCAUUAAAAUUUUAUAAACAAUGCUUGAAAUAAAUGCUAUUGUAGCUUGA